Cucurbita moschata (crookneck pumpkin) is the source of this 1721-nucleotide messenger RNA. RefSeq names its product leucine-rich repeat receptor-like serine/threonine-protein kinase BAM3. NCBI's taxonomy places the organism in Eukaryota, Viridiplantae, Streptophyta, Magnoliopsida, Cucurbitales, Cucurbitaceae. The coding region runs from base 89 to 1345 and encodes 418 amino acids. The record is from RefSeq and is a predicted model, not a curated record. Gene Ontology annotation, molecular function: protein binding. The transcript has a single exon.
AUGAUCUGAUAAACUAAGAAGGCCUUCUCUCUCGCCAAAUCCCACGACAACACUUCCAAAAUUGAACUCCCCCUCCCUCCCCUCUAAAAUGGGUACUCGCAAUCUUGCUCUCUUUCCCCUUUUUAUGGCGGUUCUCCUUUCCGUACACUCUAAGACCCACUGGGAAGACACCCAAGUUCUGAAACAGCUGAAGAACGCUUUGGACCCCACUUCCAUCUCCUCUGCUUCCUGUGUACAUUCUUGGGAUUUUUCUGUUGAUCCUUGUGAUAAUCUCUUCGGCCAGAAAUUCACUUGCGGUUUCCGGUGCGAUACCGUUGUUUCAGGAGCCAGCCGUGUGACCGAGCUCAACCUCGACCAGGCCGGUUACUCAGGCUCCAUUUCCUCUGUUUUCUGGAACCUUCCUUACUUGGAAACUCUUGAUUUGUCAACCAAUUUCUUUUCGGGUCCCAUUCCUGCCUCCUCCUUCUCCAAUUUGGCUCGGAUGCGCUUACUGAGUCUCUCUGAUAACUCGUUUUCCGGCGAGGUUCCGACGUCAAUCGGCUCACUCUCUGCUCUUGAGGAGCUGUAUUUAAAUGGGAAUGGGUUUAAUGGUUCUGUUCCGGCGAGUUUUGUGGGGCUUGUUAGUUUGAAGCGGUUGGAACUGCAGUCGAACGGGUUCACGGGUGCGUUUCCCGAUUUGUUGGAUUUGAAGAAUUUGUAUUAUUUAGAUGGUAGUGAUAAUAGGUUUUCCGGCGAACUUCCGUCGGUUUUUCCGGCGUCGUUGGUUCAAUUGGCCAUGAGGAAUAACAGCUUUGAAGGGGGGAUUCCCGGUAGUGUUGGGAAGUUGGUUAAUCUUCAAGUUGUGGAUCUGAGUCACAACCAAUUAGGUGGCUCUGUUCCGGCGGCUCUGUUUGAACAUCCUUCUUUGGAGCAACUUACGCUCUCUUUCAAUCGGUUUUCCGCCGUGGAAACCCCUGAUUCCAGCGGCACCCGGAGUGGGCUUAUCGCCGUCGAUUUGAGCGACAACGAAAUUACUGGGUUUCUACCGCCGUUCCUGGCGUUUAUGCCGAAGCUCUCUGCUUUAUCACUGGAGAACAACGACUUCACCGGAAUGAUUCCGGUUAUCUACGCGUUCAAAACCGCCGCGCCAAAUCCCGGCAUCUCGCCGCUCGAGAGGCUGUUGUUGGGCGGAAACUACUUGUUCGGGCCAAUCCCAGAGCCCUUGCGGCGGAUGAAACCCGACUCCGCCACCGUCCGACUCGGCGGGAACUGCCUAUUUCGGUGCCCAACAUUCUUGUUCUUCUGUGAAGGCGGCGAGCAAAAAUCCACCGCCGAGUGCCGGAGCGCCGGCCCGAUGAUCCCAUAAAAAAUACAAAAGCUCUGUUUUUUGGAAGGGAAUAGAAUUAUGUUCAUAAUAUGAGUAGUUUGUUCUUUUAGCUUAGCGUAGCUUAGCAAUGGCUUUUUGUUUCUUCCAUUGAUUAAUUGGGAAAUGAUUUGAAGUUGGCAUGACGACGAGGGUGCAUCAAAUAAGUGAAUGGGGAAUGGGAUUGAUCUUUUGAUUUUUUUUUUUUUUUUGUUUGUUUCUGAGAUUCUGACAGAUGAGUUUUAUAGGGCACGUGGGAUGGGCUCUGCCAAAACCACUGCCGUCCACGUGUUAACUCUCGCCAACGGAUCUAUUUUUCCUUAAAUGGAAAGGACUUUCCUUCAGCCUUCAGGGAUUUUUAUAACAUAUAUAAUAAUAU